This is a messenger RNA of Neopsephotus bourkii (Bourke's parrot), 1155 nucleotides long. RefSeq lists its product as uncharacterized. The transcript is spliced from 5 exons. Gene Ontology annotation, molecular function: protein-membrane adaptor activity. Gene Ontology annotation, biological process: nuclear envelope organization. The record is from RefSeq and is a predicted model, not a curated record. NCBI's taxonomy places the organism in Eukaryota, Metazoa, Chordata, Aves, Psittaciformes, Psittacidae. Gene Ontology annotation, cellular component: meiotic nuclear membrane microtubule tethering complex; nuclear envelope. The coding region runs from base 1 to 1155 and encodes 384 amino acids.
AUGAGCAGUGGGGAUGGCCAUCAUGUGCAUGUCUGGGCUGCAGCGUGCCCUUCUGUCUCUGCUCUCCUCGUGGCCAUUUAUCAGGAAGCCUUUCCUGAGCAUGAAUCAAAACCUGGAGGCGCCACAAAAUUCUUUGGAUUUGACCAGGAUUUGGAGGUUUCCGGCUUUUCUUCAGUGCCUGGGUACAAACCUAAGCGAGGAGAAGGAGGAACAGCAGCCUCUGAGGGAGAAGGGUGCGCUGAUCAUGAGGGAGGAGUAGAGCCCAGACCCUCAAAGAACAGCUCCAGAAGCUCCAGGAAGUUUUAUCACCUACAUUGGAGCGUAAAGGAUGUCACCGAGCGUGCUCUCCAUGAAGCCUUGAAGCGGUCUAAGCUCCCAGGCUUUUCUGGAUUGGCUGUUCAAGAGAUCAUCAACCAAGUCUUGGAGAAGCUGGAAGAAAGCCAAGUCCCAGUGACUGAUUAUGCCCUCAAAUCAUCAGGGGCUGCUGUCAUUCCCGAAUACACAAGUCCAUCCUUCUGGAAUAUGGCAGAUAAAGUCAUCUUGUAUUCCCUGCCAGCGGUGGAUUAUGUGAGAUCUCCUGAGCUUAUUCUUGAGGUAGGAGCACCAAGAAACAGGAAAACAAAAGGGUGGGUGGGGGGUGGGGGUUGCACACAUGCUGCUGAGAGUUGCGUUUACCCUUAUCUUUGCUCCUCAAAGCUUGCUUUUCCUGUCACAUUCUUGUAUGGACCCACUCACUGUCUCCCUGCUGAGCAUUUCCUCUGCCAGACUGCCUCAGGUCCUCCGUUUGAGCCUGCACUGCUGGAGGGCCCCACUCUGUGUUGGCAAGCCCUCCUGGCACUGAUCUUGGGAACACACCCAGCUGCCUGCCUUCACAGUGCUUCUGCAGUGCUGAAGGGGUCUUGUGACAUGUGGAUUCUCAACAACUGCUGCUCUGUUUGGUACUGGCUUUCUGAGGAUGCUGUUGUUUCUAGUAUCGAGUUGAAUGCCAGAGAGGAAAAGACAACUCAUCUCUUCUCCUCCUUUCAGAACGAGCUCUCUGGGUUUGUGAAUUACAUCCUGCUGCAAGUGCUGAGCAACGGGGGCCACCCGGACUACACCUGCAUAUAUCGGUUCAGGGUGCACGGUGAUCCUGUGCAAGGUGGCACUUUGAUCUGA